AUGUUUUUAUCUAGAACUUUAAGACAAUCCACCAUUCUCAGUUCAAGCACUUUUACUAGGACUUUAAGAUUAAGCACUAUUAGGUUCAAUUCUACUAACGCUUUGACAAAAACAGAAUUACCAUUUACCUAUUCUAGUGAAGGUCCUUCCAUUAUUAAGUACACCAACCAACAUGAAUGGAUUGCCGCUCAUAAAGAUGGAGUGGCCUUCAUUGGUAUCACAAAAUACGCUGCUGAUGCUUUAGGUGAUGCCACAUACAUUGAAUUACCAGAACAAGGUUCUGCUUUGGAAUUAGGUGAAUCUUUUGGUUCCAUAGAAAGUGUCAAAAGUGCCAGUGAUGUUUAUUCUCCUGUUAACGGUGAAGUUUUAGAACCUAACGAAGCUUUAAACGAUUCUCCACAAUUUAUUAAUGAAGAUCCACUUGGUAAAGGUUGGUUAACUAAAGUCCAAGUUGAUUCGUUGGAAAGUCUAGCUGAAAAUCAAGAUUUGUUAAGUUUAGAAGCUUAUCAAGAAUUUUUAAAAUCUGAUCAAGAAAAUCACUAA
Molecule: messenger RNA, 543 nt
Organism: Saccharomycodes ludwigii
Lineage: Eukaryota; Fungi; Ascomycota; Saccharomycetes; Saccharomycodales; Saccharomycodaceae
Gene: GCV3
Product: glycine decarboxylase subunit H
Exons: 1
Coding region: 1-543 (180 amino acids)
Biological process (GO): glycine decarboxylation via glycine cleavage system; protein lipoylation
Cellular component (GO): mitochondrion; glycine cleavage complex; cytoplasm
Source: RefSeq, a predicted model, not a curated record